AUGGCUACAGCAAAGAUCGUUGCCCCAGCUCCCAUCACAGAAGUCCCCAUUCCACUCGCCGACAAGUCAGCAGUAGACAUCAAGACAGAAGACAUAGCCGAGGCAGAACCACUGCCCUUCGAUCCAGUCGCGCUCAAGGAGAAGUACCUUGCCGAACGUGACAGGCGUCUCGCUCGCAAUGAGGGUAUCGAGCAGUACACGCUUCUCGACGGCAAGCUCUCACACUACCUGAAAGACCCGUGGGUCGAGUCAGGCUUUGAGCGCGAUCCGGUUGAGGAAGAGACGGAUGUUGUGAUCGUGGGAGGAGGGUAUGGAGCUCAGGUCGUAGCUGUUAGGUUGAUCGAGGCUGGGGUGAAGAACUUCAGGAUCAUCGAGAAGGCUGGUGAGUUUGGCGGUACUUGGUACUGGAAUCGAUAUCCAGGUGCACAAUGUGACAUCGAGUCUUACAUCUAUAUGCCUUUACUCGAGGAGGUUGGCUACAUGCCUACUGAGAAGUACGCCAAAGCGAAGGAACUACUCAAGCACUCGCGCAUAAUCGGCGAGAAGUUUGAUCUUUACUCCAAAGCUCUGUUCCAGACUGAGGUUGGCGAGAUGCGUUGGAAUGAAGAGGAAGGCAAAUGGACAACACACACAUCGCGCGGCGAUGUGAUCAAGUCGCAGUUCGUCAUUCCUGCAGCAGGACCAUUGCAUCGACCGAAACUUCCUGGUCUGAAAGGUAUCGACGACUUCAAGGGUCACUCCUUCCACUCUUCGCGCUGGGACUUCGACUACACUGGUGGUGGUUCUUCUGGUGAUCUGCAUAAGCUUAAGGACAAGCGAGUCGGUAUCAUCGGAACAGGGGCUACUGCAGUCCAGAUUGUUCCUCAUCUCGGUGAAUGGGCAAAGCAAGUCUACGUCUUCCAGCGCACUCCAUCGUCAAUCGAUGUGCGCGGCAACAGACCCACCGACGAAGAGUGGACGAAGGCACUUCAGCCGGGAUGGCAAAGACACCGCAUGGACAACUUUAACAGCCUCAUCAACGGCGGCAACGAGCCUGAAGACCUAGUCGGCGAUCGCUGGACAGAUAUCAUCCGGUCCCUCCUCACCGUCAAAGGCGGCCCCAUUUCAGAUCCAGCUGUGUUUGCCGCCAAGAUCCAGCUCGCAGACUUUAAGAAGAUGGAAAGCAUACGCGCCCGCUGCGAUGAGAUCGUUAAAGACAAAGACACCGCCGACGCUCUCAAGCCCUGGUACAAUCAAUUCUGCAAACGCCCCUGCUUCCACGAUGAGUAUCUUCAGACCUUCAACCGCCCGAACGUCAAGCUUGUCGACACCAAAGGCCAAGGUGUCGAUCGACUCACAGAGAAAGGUGUCGUAGCCAACGGCGAAGAGUACGAAAUUGACUGCCUAAUCUACGCAACCGGCUUCGAACUCGCAAACGACUGGUCGCACAAAACAGGCAUCGAAAUCUACGGCCGCGACGGCACCACCAUCACCGAGAAAUGGAAAGACGGUGCCUCCACUCUACACGGCUGGACGAGUCGCAAGUUCCCCAAUUGUUUCUGGGUGUCCGUCGUGCAAGCAGCGCUGACGCCGAACUUCAUGCACGUCACUGCCGCACAGGCACAGCACUUCGCAUAUGUCAUCUCGGAGUGCAACAAGCGUGGCAUCAGGACAAUUGAGCCGACGCAAGAGGCAGAGGAGGAGUGGUGUGAUAUCAUCGUUAAGGGCACGGCGAUCAGGAGCGACUUCUUCAAGGAGUGUACCCCGGGGUACUAUAACAAUGAGGGCAAGCCGAGUAUGAGUGCGGCGAGGAAUGCGACGUAUGGGUAUGGGUCUCAGGCGUUCAUUAAGAUCUUAGAGGCGUGGAGGGAGAAGGGAGAUUUGGGUGGUUUGGACGUAAAGUACUUUGAUAAGGAGGGGCAGAGUAUUGCGCACUUGUAG
Messenger RNA from Macroventuria anomochaeta, 1920 nucleotides. Its product is annotated as FAD/NAD(P)-binding domain-containing protein. The coding region runs from base 1 to 1920 and encodes 639 amino acids. The record is from RefSeq and is a predicted model, not a curated record. The transcript is spliced from 3 exons. Lineage: Eukaryota; Fungi; Ascomycota; Dothideomycetes; Pleosporales; Didymellaceae.